Molecule: messenger RNA, 2069 nt
Organism: Mixia osmundae IAM 14324
Lineage: Eukaryota; Fungi; Basidiomycota; Mixiomycetes; Mixiales; Mixiaceae
Exons: 1
Coding region: 179-1789 (536 amino acids)
Molecular function (GO): ATP binding; ATP hydrolysis activity
Source: RefSeq, a predicted model, not a curated record
CACAUGUUAGCCUCUGCUGGUCUGCAAUGGCCACGCGCACUCACUGGAUUGCGCAUGCUUCCAUCUGACAUGGCGGAUCCUCAGAUACUGGCAUCUCUGCAGAUUCAGUCAACUCCCUGAGACUCUUUGGAACGAGUCCGACCGCGCGCUAGCGGUCGACGUCAGCUGUCGUCGCUCGAUGCAAAGAUGUUCCCUUUGGCCUAUCAGCGCACGACAAUUUCGCCCCGCGUCUCAUGGUCUCAAUGACGCCCCAGUCCGCUGGCAACACAUCACGGCAUCGCAUGCCGCUGGUGACUUUCUCAUCGCCAAGUCGACAGAUCUCUAUCCCUUUGGCCAGCCAACGUCAGACCGCGCCAAAGCAGUCCUACAUGAUCUCACAUGGAGCCUGCGAGAUAGGCCGGACGAGGCAUGGGCAGUCGUCGGACCUAGUGCAAGCGCAUUUGUGAAUGCAACUGUCUUUGGUCAAGCUCGAGCAGAUCCUCCUCGUUCGCUUGUCAGACCCUUCCUCGGCCAGAGAUACAACAUUGACGAUCUCACUGCCAGAGUGCACUUCAAGACCCGCUUGGAAGCACAUGGCGGCGGGUCCGGCGAGUUCAGAGACUACACGUCGCGCUAUUAUGCUUUGCGAGAAGAGGAGACUCUGACGCUACGUGACCAUCUGCUAGCUCGUGCAGAUGCUAGCGUGACGUCGGACCAACUCAACCAGAGUGCAGCUCUACUCAAUCUGGACCACCUGCUCCCAUUGCCUCUCGUCACGCUAUCGAACGGUCAGACGAGACGCGCCCGAAUUUGCCUUGGCCUGCUCAAACGGCCAAACCUGCUUUGCCUCGAGGAGCCGUUCACAGGCCUAGAUGCCAGCAAUCGUGCUCAUCUGACGACGAUGCUCCAUGAGCUUCACCAAACUGGUUCGCCACGAGUCUUACUCGUCUUGCGCCAAAAUGAUCCUCUACCGCCCUGGAUCUCCCACGUCAUCGAGACUGGACCGAGCUGUGCGAUCGCUUACCAAGGCCUGGCGAGCGCUUGGACUAGACAGUCAGAUGGCAAACAGACAAGUGGUGCUGAAAGACCGAAGCGGGUACAGGGAGGCAAAGAGCUUGUCAAGCUCAGCAAGCUUCAAGUUAAAUAUGCAGAUCGGCCUGUACUCACGAAUAUAGACUGGACCAUCAGAGCAGGGGAACGAUGGGCGCUCAAGGGUCCCAACGGCUCUGGAAAAUCUACCGUCCUGUCUGUCAUACUGGGCGACCAUCCGCGAUCCUAUACGCAAUCUGUCGAGCUUUUCGGUAAGCCGCGAGCAUCUCAAGCGACCGUGCAGUUGCGAAGUCAGAUGGGCACCGUCUCGCCUGAGCUCUACAAUGCCUUCCCUCGCAAGCCUGCGCACAGUGGCGGUAUGACUGCGAGAGAAGCGAUUGCUACUGGCUUCGACGGCAUCUUUUCCUAUCGUAGACGCACGCAAGAUCAAGACGAUGCGAUUGAUCGGUUGCUGACCGACUUUGAUUACUCAGAGGUCAUAACAGAGAACUUCCUGGCGACUCUGUUUUCAGAGCACUCAUCGGGCGCUCAGUCGCUCAUCCUGCUGCUCCGUGCUCUCGUCAGUCGGGCAGCUCUGAUCAUACUCGAUGAGCCUUUUGCGGGCAUGACAGCAGACGCCAUCGCAAAAGCAAGACACUACCUCGCUCAUCGUCUUGAUGACGACCAAGCGCUGGUCCUCAUUUCGCAUCAUGACGAGGAGUUCCCAGACUGUAUCACGAAUACGCUGCAUCUAGACGCAGGUAUAUCAAGGUUCGAAUGAGAUUGCAUCUUGCAGGCAGUUGAGUGAGGGCAGUCAUUUGGGAGUGACACAAAAUGAGAUGUACGCCUUCAUCCUUGUUACACAUGUGCACAGCUAGGCAGCAGGUGCAGCAGGUGCAGCUUCGCUGGCAGAGGCAGCAGGAGCAGCAGUAGAGCUGGAUGUAGCACUUGAGAGACCAAAAGUCGGCAGAGGAGUCAGUGGUGCCCCUUUCUUGGCUUCUGCGAUUCUCUUGGCUUCCUGCUCGCGAGGACAUCAGCGAGGCGUCAUGCGUAGACGGCAA